This is a messenger RNA of Pseudophryne corroboree (corroboree frog), 3124 nucleotides long. RefSeq names its product phospholipase A2 inhibitor and Ly6/PLAUR domain-containing protein-like. NCBI's taxonomy places the organism in Eukaryota, Metazoa, Chordata, Amphibia, Anura, Myobatrachidae. The record is from RefSeq and is a predicted model, not a curated record. The transcript has 5 exons. The coding region runs from base 107 to 769 and encodes 220 amino acids.
UAGUAUAAUUGCAUUCUAUCAAGAAGCCAACGCCCCAGUACUUGUUAUUAAGGGAAACCUGCUGUUGUCGGUCCAUCUCCUCUUCUUCUCUCAUCCAUAAGUAAUCAUGGAAACAUCUCUUCUCCUAGUCACCGUCAUCCUCUCCGCACUGGUCGCUACAAGUUAUUCUAUAACUUGCAUAAAAUGCAUGGGGAUGAGUGACACGCCAUGUUCAGGACCUGAAGUAACCUGCGCCUCAAAGGAUGACGUUUGCAUUUUGACUUACACGGUCAGCUCAUUUGGUGGAAUGGGUGACAGCCACACGUAUAUGAGAGAUUGCGGGAAUCGCAAAUCAUGUUCUGCUUGUAUGAGUUUCAGUAACCUGGCCGGCAAAAGCAAGAGCGCCAGUUCCUGCUGCCACACAGACAGGUGUACCCCUGCCCAACCUGUCAUCCCAGCGGAUAACUACAAUAAGAACGGUGUCAGAUGCAAAACCUGCAUGGACCUGACAGAUAAACCCUGCCAAACUGAUACAUACGUGGAUUGUCUUGGAGAAGAGAAAAAGUGCAUCUCCCAGGUUUCAACUAUAAAAGCAGGACCAGGCAGUGCGAUGUCUAUGGCGAUACGAGCCUGCGCCACUGAGGAGCUGUGUGAUCUUGCCCCAGCAGAGCAGACAUAUGGACAAUUUUCAGUCAAAAUGCAGUCAACCUGCACAGGCGGAGGUUCCGGCCUACACUAUAAUUUCUUCUUGCUGCUUAUGUCAGCCAGUCUGCUCUUAAAAUUCAUAUGAUCAAGUAAAUUAUCCAGUCCGUCGCUACAUUUAUGUGCAAGAAUGUACCAGUAUUAAAGGGAAAAUAUAACACUGAAUACAACAAUAGAACUAAUUAUGAUUGGAGAUGAUAAUAUUUAAAUGUCUUACGCUAUGAUAUUACUGCAGGUGGUUUUCCACCAGACGCUAAAAAAAAAAAAAAACAUACUUGCCAAGUCUCCCGGGAUGCCCGAAAUUUGGAGGGUCUCCCGAGAGGUUGAGAUGGGCUUCUGCAUGCCGAGUGAAGUGGGUGGUCUGCGGGUUUGAUGAUGCAGUGAAUCUCAUCAUCAUGGUGACGCCAUCUGCUGUACCACGCCAUUAUCACGGCUUUGUUUCGGCCUGUUGCAGAGAUCGCAACGCGCCCCUGCUACACCACCCUUGUCUUCCAGCUUGUAAUGCUUCCUUUUUCCGCACAAGCAUUUAGAGCAGGCAUGUCCAAACUGCGGCCCUCCAGCUGUUGUGAAACUACAUAUCCCAGCAUGCCCUGACACAGUUUUGCUGUCAGAGAAUGCAAAAGCUGUGUCAGGGCAUGCUGGGAUGUGUAGUUUCUCAACAGCUGGAGGGCCGCAGUUUGGACAUGCCUGAUUUAGAGGGUCUGCUCGGCCCACAUUUAUUAACCAAUGUUUGUAUAGCACCUACAUAUUACACAGUACGGUACGGCGAAUAUUUCAUCAUUUACAUCAGUCACUGCUGUUAAUAUCGGCUGCAGCCAAUUAAUCUAUCGGUAUCAGUUUAGAGUGUGGGAGAAAACUGGGGAUCCCAGAGGAAAUCCAGACAAACACAGGGAGAACGUCAAACUCCACUCGGAUACAGCCAUCGGUGGAAUCAAACACAAAACCCUAGCGAUGAAGCAUCAAUGCUGACCACUGUGCAUCUGUGCUGCCCACACAAAUACACUCCAUUUUCUAUGUAAUGUUGAAAAGUGGGUUUACGAAAAAGUGGGGAAAUCUGUAGAAUCACAUGCACGUUGCAAUCACUUCUUCCAUGUGUCUGCUGUCGCACUGACUGAUUCAGCUCCAUGUAAAUACUGUGAGCGAGGGGUCGGGACUGUCUGUAUUACAUACUGUAUGUCACUUUUUGUGAAGCUCUUUUUACGUUGGACCACUUUGAAGUUCACAUAGAAAGACAGUGAUUGUAUGUAUGUAAUAUAACAAAUAAUCAUAGUACCACAAAUAACCCAAUUCAAAAGAGUUAAUAUAAUUAACCCCUUUAUAAUCAUUAUCUUCAUAAUCCCUCAUUUUAAUCAGACUCAACGUCAUCAAAUAAUUACAUUUCUUAGUCUCAUUUAAUUACCCCCGUUAAAGGUCAUCAUUGGAGACCAGGGACGUACAGCCUUUUGUUGCAGUGCACCAACCCUGGGAAGAGAUAAGAUAUAUGGUGACAAUCGACCUGCUCCCCUGAUCCCAGGCUAUAAUAAAAUAAAAUCCUAAAUUACACCCAGGAUUGUGACUCCCUCCCUGAGCACCUCCUCUGGCACCCGGGGCGAGUGCCCUGCCUCCCUAUUUUCGCCAUCAGGCACUUAUGGGAUUGACAGAUAUUUUCCUUACAUAAUAAAUGAUGUUAUUACAUAAAUUACAAUGUUGAUAAAAAUAAUAAUAAUCAUCAUCAUUAUCAUCAUCAACUGUAUGUUAGCACAUAUACGAUCAGUGUGAAUUCGAUGUGUGGCGUGAUGUACCGCACAAGCUUAGUACAAACCACCUUUUAUACCGAAUAUGUAAAAUUAUUUUUACCUAUAGAUUUAAUAUUUUGGUUGACAUUCAUAAAUUAAACGAUGCUAAGAUAUAUAUAUAUAUAUAUAUACUCUCAAUUGCGGCGGCACUCGGAUAUGAAGAGUAGUCAAUGCAGAGUACACAACGUUUCGGAGACUUUUAUUGCCAAACGAAACGUUGUAUACUCUGCAUUGACUACUCUUCAUAUCCGAGUGCUGCCGCAAAUUAGAGUAUGUUGUGAGUCUGCCUGGGCACCUAGGAGGACACCGGAGCUAUUGAGUGAAGCAUUGGGAGUGCUGCCCCAAUUGCAGAUAUACAUAUAUAUAUAUAUAUAUAUAUAUAUAUAUAUAAUCUAUAGUAAUAGAAAUUAGUAAUGAAAUUAUAUGUAAACAUAUAUAUCUCUCUUUAAUAAAUCCAAUGAUUUGAAACUAAAAAAGAUAAAAUAAUUACCACUUGAUACAUUUAUCAUUGUGUGUCUUAUUCGUUUGUUGUCAUUAUCCUGUUGUGGCAUUACUGAAAUCUUGGUGCGAGGGAAAUUCUUUUUUUUGUCAAGAUGAUCUGAUUUAUGUAAUCUACUAUGUUGUUUGUUUGUUUGUUUAUGUAUUUAAUAAAUAUAUUCUUAUUCCAA